AUGGCACCUCACUCAAAGCAACGGCGCUUCAGUAGCUCUGCUGUUGUUCCUGAUGGCACGUCUCGCUUUGCCUUUGCUUUUGAUAUCGAUGGCGUGCUGCUGCGAUCUGCUGCCCCGAUUCCCGGCGCUCCCGAAGCAUUGGCGUUUCUAUACAACCACAAUAUUCCAUUUAUCCUUCUUACCAAUGGAGGCGGAAAGCACGAAAGCGCUCGGGUCGCAGAAUUGAGCAAGAAGCUGGGUGUGCCCCUCACAGAAGAGAAUUUUGUCCAGUCACAUACCCCCUUCAAACAGCUGGUGGGAGGCUUGCAGGAUAAGACUAUUUUGGUCACUGGUGGAGAUGGAGACCAAUGUCGACAGGUUGCCGAGCAAUACGGAUUCAAGAACGUCGUCACACCUGGCGAUAUUAUCAUGGCAUGCCCCGCUAUCUGGCCAUUCAACCAAAUCUUCUCCGAUUACUACAAAUCCGCCACGCGGCCCCUUCCUACACCUAUCGACCACACAAACCCCGCACACUCCCUAAAAAUAGACGCUGUAUUUGUUUUCAACGAUCCACGCGACUGGGCUCUAGAUACACAAAUCAUACUCGAUUUGCUACUAUCGAAGAACGGAGUUCUAGGCACAACGUCCGAGAAAAACGGCAACCCCUCCCUCCCGAAUAACGGCUGGCAACAAGAUGGUCAACCGCAAUUAUUCUUCUCUAAUCCCGACCUCUUCUGGGCCACUUCAUACCACAUGGCGCGUCUAGGACAGGGAGGAUUUCAAGCUUCACUGCAGGGAGUCUGGGACGCUACGACCAAUGGUGCAGCGCUGAAACGCACUGUCAUUGGGAAGCCCCACGCAGCUACAUACGAAUAUGCGGAGCGGGUAUUGAACAAAUAUCGAGCCCAAAUGCUCGGCGCACACGGGGGAAGAGUCGGCCAGCUAGACCACGUUUUUAUGGUUGGUGACAACCCAGAGAGUGAUAUUCGAGGCGCCAAUGAUUUCAAGAGUGCACAUGGUACGGAGUGGACUAGUGUUCUAGUCAAAACGGGGGUCUUCCAGGAUGGAACAAAACCUGCAUAUAAGCCAAAGGUCGUUGUUAGUGAUGUUCUGGAGGCGGUGAAGUGGGCUCUUCAUCAGCAAGGCUGGAAGGGCAAGGCUGAGUAG
Lachnellula hyalina is the source of this 1146-nucleotide messenger RNA. Its product is annotated as putative CDP-alcohol phosphatidyltransferase class-I family protein. NCBI's taxonomy places the organism in Eukaryota, Fungi, Ascomycota, Leotiomycetes, Helotiales, Lachnaceae. Gene Ontology annotation, biological process: glycerophospholipid biosynthetic process. The coding region runs from base 1 to 1146 and encodes 381 amino acids. The transcript has 3 exons. The record is from RefSeq and is a predicted model, not a curated record. Gene Ontology annotation, cellular component: mitochondrion.